Messenger RNA from Vicia villosa (hairy vetch), 837 nucleotides. RefSeq lists its product as uncharacterized. NCBI's taxonomy places the organism in Eukaryota, Viridiplantae, Streptophyta, Magnoliopsida, Fabales, Fabaceae. The transcript has a single exon. The record is from RefSeq and is a predicted model, not a curated record. Bases 1 to 837 code for a protein of 278 amino acids.
AUGGAAACUAGAUGCGACCCGUUAAAAAUCAAGAAAGCUAUUUUGAAGCUUGGUUUUGACAAUAUGGAGUUUACUGAGAACAGAGGCUUUGCAGGAGGGAUUGUUGUGGAUUGGAAGAGGAGUGAAAUAAAUAUUCAAGUUUCUUUGAAAAAUAAUCAAUUUAUUCAUGCAAAAGUUUGUAUGGAGAAUGUGGAUGAGUGGUGGUUUACUGCUAUAUAUGCGAGUCCCAAUGAUAAUAGUAAGAAGUUAUUAUGGGAGGAGUUGAAGAAUAUUGCGAAGGAUAUGAAGGAUGUCUGGAUGCUUGCGGGCGAUUUUAACGAUAUUGCAAGUAGUAGCGAGAAGAAGGGUGGCUUACUAGCAUCCACUCAUAAAUAUCAGAGAAAGAAGGAGGGAAUGAAUGACUCCAUGGUGAGUAAUUUAGAUUCGAAAGAGCCAAUGUUCACGUGGAGAGGGCCCAUUUUUCAUGGUGGUCAAAGAAUUUAUGAGAAAUUGGAUCGUGCUAUCAACAAUGAUGGUUGGACACUGCAUUUCCUAGAGGCGUUUGUUAAAGUUCUGACUCGAGUUGAGUUCUUCGAUCACCAUCCGAUUCUUAUCAACCUGCGAGAGGAUAUGCAGAAUUACCAGAAGAGGCCUUUCCAUUUUGAGAGCGCAUGGCUCAUCAAUGACACUUAUAAAAAUAUGUUGCAAGAAUCUUGGGAUAAAGAUCACUAUAUUCUGCAUAACUUGCGGAAUGUUGUUACUAGUAUUGAUAAGUGGAAGUUUGAAACCUUUGAUCAAGUCAAAAGGCAAAAGAAUGGAAUCUUGAGAAGAUUGAAUGGCAUUCAAAACAAGUUGUAG